This is a messenger RNA of Amphibalanus amphitrite, 1823 nucleotides long. Its product is annotated as cilia- and flagella-associated protein 36-like. Gene Ontology annotation, cellular component: axoneme; ciliary base. The transcript has a single exon. Bases 638 to 1579 code for a protein of 313 amino acids. The record is from RefSeq and is a predicted model, not a curated record. NCBI's taxonomy places the organism in Eukaryota, Metazoa, Arthropoda, Thecostraca, Balanomorpha, Balanidae.
UCACCUCAAUGAAUUGCUCCUAGGUGAUCAAUGAGUCAGGUUAAUUGGGUGAUCGAGAGACAGUCUCCGGCAGCUUACGAAUAGUUCGAUGGAAACCCACCCACUGCAGCUAAAAAACACAUCAGCUGUACGGUGAGUGAAGACAAAGACUCGUAACAUUAGCGGCUGUUCCGGCGUUGCCCUUCUAUGACCAUGAAUUGUGCAGCAGCUGAUUCUGUUUACCCGUCCGGUCGUCAUGGCGACGGUCGCAUUCCAACAGGGCGCCGCCGCUGUACGAUCAAUGUCUACCGCCCCUGUAUCGUGGCCUGAGGCAUUCCUGGUCGACAAAGACGAGUGGAGGUGCGGCGCCGCGGUCGUGUCAUACUGGCGGUGACCGGCGGGUGCGACAGAGGUGCCGCCGACCGCGGCACUGCGGCAGAGGACGGCAGACGCAGCUGGAGCCGGGGGCGGCAGACGAUCACGACUGACGCAGAAGAGGUCUUCCGUCAGAGUCAAGGUGAGGAGGCAAGAGGAAACAAAAAACAAAUGACGUAGAGUGACAAAACAGACCGACGACCUCCGGAAAACGCUUGUGGAGUUCAAGGAAGUCGUCCCACUCUAGAGCGAUACCCAAGACCGGACGCAGACGAAGAUCAGGAUGUCGAAGAAGGACAACAGCUCCGACGACAUGUCGUGGGUGUUCGACUCGCUGGUUGACUUCCUGCGCGGUCCCAUCUGGAACAUUCCCAUGAUCAACUUCAUUGAGCAGAAGUCGAUGAUCUUCGAGCCAGGCGGUGAGAACCAGCGCGAGUACCGGCGCAUACACGACGAGUACAAGAACCUGGUGGACUUCAUGCUGGGCACCUACAUGGAGGACAUCGGCAUCACGCCGGCGCAGUUCGAGUCGGCCUGCUGCAAGUCGUCCAACCGGAUCAAGUCCCAGUUCCACCAGAUGCUGUUCGAGCAGCUGUGGGCCGCGGACGACUUCGACAUGUUCCAGCGUAUGAUGAUCCGCACCAACAUCGAGCUGCAGCUGCAGGCGCUGGAGCUGAUCCAGCAGCGCUGCGGCCUGCUGCCCGCCAGCUUCCAGGCCGAGACCACCCAGGUCAGCGACGAGGAGAAGCGCGUGCUGGAGGAGGUGAUGCGCCGCUCGGUGCUCGAACACCAGCAGCAGGAGGCGCGCAUGGACCAGGAGACCCGGCAGCUGGAGCGGACGCUGGCAGAGACGGACGGAGAGAGGCGCCGCCUGGAGGCCGAGCGCAGCCGCGAGCAGCAGCUCAUCCAGGAGACGCUCAAGCUGUCCGUCAGCGAGCAGCCGUCGGCCGGCGCCACCCCCAUCCCGCCCGAGGCCAAGAUCAGCGCCGAGGAGGUGGCCAAGCGGCAGGCCUACCUGCGCCAGCAGCGCGACAAGCUGCUCGCCAUGAAGCGCACCGAGCGCCAGAAGCUGCUGGACAGCUCCGAGAAGCGGGAGGCCACCAAGCGGCCCAAGUCGUCGCGCGCGGCGCGCUCCGCCUUCGCCGGCAAGGUGGACGCCAAGACGCUGGAGAUGCGGAAGCACCUGGCGGACGCCCUCCGGCGAGAGGUGGUCGACAAGAAGUAGCGGCGCGCGCGGCGGUGCUCGCUGCACGGUCGGGAUGAGGAGGUGCCCGGAUGAGGGAGAGUGUUUGCAUCCUUGGGAUGAAUGGCUCGGCGCGCUUUGUGGAUCGGUGUGUCUCAAUGGUCACUGCUGCUUCACUCGGAUGGCGAGCUCGUUGUUUUAUGCCUAGGAGUUAUUGACAUAACAUAAGUAAAGGUGCUUUGUAGUGCUUCUAUGCAGACACGUAAUAAUAAUUAUCACAUGCGCA